AUGUGGGAUGCUAGAGGUGCUAUGACCUUCUUUAGCCAAGUGGAUGUUGAGCGGCAUUUGAUUGGAUUUGUUCUGUUUUUGGGUUUGACUAUGGCGAAUUUGUUGCGAGUGCCUCAGGUAGCGGAUCUCCUCGGCUUUUUUGCCAGGUCCACACCUAUUAGUGCAGUUACAAAUGUUUCCCGUAAUUUCAUUUCGGGGAUCAUGACAACGAAUCUUAUUGAUUUGAAGCAAAUGCCAUCUCAGGAAAUGGAAAUUGCAGCAGCAGCUGGUCAUGAAAUGGGGGGCGUCGUAUAUUGGCCUUUUUAUGUGUUCCUAGGAGGCUCUAUGUUCUGCCUUUUCUCGAGCAGCAUUUGUCACCUCUUUUCAUGUCACUCUCACCCCUUGAACCUCCUGCUGCUGCGCAUCGAUUAUGCCGGCAUCACCAUGAUGAUCAUCACCUCAUUUUUCCCUCCAAUUUACUACAUCUUCCAAUGUGACCCGCGCUGGCAAUUCAUCUACCUUGGUGGCAUCACAAUCAUGGGCGUUUUCACCAUCAUAACACUGCUCUCUCCCAAGCUUUCGAGUGGCAAAUUUCGCACGUUUCGAGCCUUGCUGUUUGCAUCCAUGGGGUUGUUUGGGAUUGUGCCUGCAGUCCAUGCCAGCAUUGUGAACUGGGGGAACCCGCGGCGCAACGUCACUCUGGUUUAUGAGGCUGCCAUGGCAUUUUUCUAUUUGACAGGGACUGGAUUUUAUAUCACUCGGAUUCCAGAGAGAUGGAGGCCCGGAUGGUUUGACAUAGCAGGGCACAGCCAUCAGAUUUUUCAUGUUUUGGUGGUGUUGGGUGCCUUGGCGCAUUAUGCUGCCAUUCUUGUAAUGCUAGACUGGCGAAACACCUUUGGCUGUGACAAUAACAACACUACGUGA
Messenger RNA from Prunus armeniaca (apricot), 903 nucleotides. NCBI's taxonomy places the organism in Eukaryota, Viridiplantae, Streptophyta, Magnoliopsida, Rosales, Rosaceae. The record is from the annotation of a GenBank genome assembly.